AUGAUUUCUCCAGCCUUCAUCUUGGUCUCCAGUUUUCUAUACCAUGUGGCUAUUGCAGGACGGACCUGUCCCAGACCAGAGACUUUACCGUUUGCCACAGUUACUCCCUUAAAAACAUUCUAUGAUCCAGGGGAGCAGAUAACAUACUUCUGCCAGCCAGGCUACAUGUCCCGGGGAGGGAUGAGACGGUUUACCUGCCCCAUCUCCGGAAUUUGGCCCAUCAACACGCUGAAAUGUAUACCCAGACAGUGUCCUUUUGCUGGGAUCUUAGAAAAUGGAGCUGUACGCUAUACAACUUUUGAAUAUCCCAACACAAUCAGUUUUGCUUGUAACACUGGGUUUUAUCUGAAUGGACCUAGCUCUGCUAGAUGCACCGAGGAAGGGAAAUGGAGUCCAGACCCUCCUGUCUGUGCCCCUGUAACCUGUCCUCCACCACCCACACCUACAUUUGCGACACUUAGUGCUUACGAGCCAUUGGUUGGAAACAGCACCCUCCAUGGAAAGCAGGCGGUCUUCAAAUGCUUGCCACAAUAUGCCAUGUUUGGAAACGAUACCGCUACCUGCACAGCACAUGGAAACUGGACGGAAUUGCCAGAGUGCAGGGAAGUAAAAUGCCCAUUCCCAGUAAGACCGAACAAUGGAUUUGUGAACUAUCCCGCAAAAGAAGCACUGUAUUACAAGGAUAAAGCCACAUAUGGUUGCCAUGAUACCUAUGUCUUGGAUGGCCCAGAAGAAGUCGAAUGCAACAAAUUUGGAAACUGGUCUGCAGAGCCAAGUUGUAAAGCAUCCUGUCAAAUAUCUGUUAAAAAGGCUACUGUGAUAUUCGAAGGAGAGAGAGUCAAGAUCCAAGAAAAAUUUAAGAACGGAAUGCUGCAUGGUCAAAAAGUUUCUUUCUUCUGCAAAAAUAAGGAAAAGAAGUGUAGUUACACAGAGGAUGCUCAGUGCAUAGACGGCACCUUUGAAAUCCCCAAAUGCUUCAAGGGUAAGUCACACACUGGACCUUUUAACUAG
This is a messenger RNA of Molossus molossus (Pallas's mastiff bat), 1011 nucleotides long. It is a transcript of the gene APOH, whose product is annotated as apolipoprotein H. The transcript is spliced from 7 exons. The record is from RefSeq and is a predicted model, not a curated record. The coding region runs from base 1 to 1011 and encodes 336 amino acids. Lineage: Eukaryota; Metazoa; Chordata; Mammalia; Chiroptera; Molossidae.